AUGAAAAUUAUUGAAUUAGUUCUCUUCUUGGUAUUGUCAUGCCCCUACAAAUCAGGCCGUGGUGUUUAUAGUAGUGACGUACCGAAUUUAACUGGGACCAGAUCUGGUCCAACUGCAACCACAACUACCACACCAGCAACCGCAACUACCACAGCAGCAGCAAGUACUACUGCCCAAUCUGCUGCUAACAAGGUAACUCUUAACAUUGAUAGGAAGGCAAGCACAGCUGAAUAUGACUAUAGGAAGGAUGCUGAAUUCCAUAAAUUCAAUGCUAAAUCUGGCAACGUGUUCAACAAGGUCAUGGAGGACAAGAAACUUGUCUGGGAAUCUGAUGGGAAUGUGUUUGGAACUAUGGUCGGUACCAACGGUGACUUUUUAAUCAUUCUCCUUACCGACAAGUUCAGAAUGUUCAUUAAGUCCAAUGGAGAUUGGACUGAUAUUACUAGCCCUAACAUCUUCAAAAUUAAGUUCCUCACUGCCAAUGACAACCAACUCACGUUUUUUAAAUUCAAAUAUAUCCCGGGCGAUCAAUCCCAUGAAAUCAGGUUUAAUCCUGGUUCCGAGUGUCACAAGAUUAAAUAUGAUGGUGUGAUCGUCUGGAAUCCCAGUGGAGACCCCAAAUUUGGACCCAUCAAGUCACUCAAACUGGACCUCAAAAAUAACAAGUUAACAAUCAUUAACCAUGAAGAUGUGGUUAAGGAACUUGAUCUCAAAAGUAACAAUUUAACAACUAUUAACCAUGAUAAUACGGUUAAAAAUCUGAAUCUCAAGUCUGCUAAUACUAUUAAUCAAAAAUCUCAACCUGAAAUCGAGGUAGAUUAA
Theileria parva strain Muguga is the source of this 822-nucleotide messenger RNA. RefSeq lists its product as uncharacterized. The record is from RefSeq and is a predicted model, not a curated record. The transcript has a single exon. Bases 1 to 822 code for a protein of 273 amino acids. Lineage: Eukaryota; Apicomplexa; Aconoidasida; Piroplasmida; Theileriidae.